Molecule: messenger RNA, 3158 nt
Organism: Chara braunii
Lineage: Eukaryota; Viridiplantae; Streptophyta; Charophyceae; Charales; Characeae
Source: the annotation of a GenBank genome assembly
CCAAGCAAGGAUGACACACACAAAUCUAGAAAUGAUAAAAAGUUAAAGACUGUUCAAGGAAUCAAGGGAGUUAUAAAAGAGGAAAGUUACCUUCAGAUAUGGCACAAAUAUUUGCCGUGCAAUGGCAGAGCUCCACAGCCGAGGAAUACUGAUGCGAGACUUGAAGCCUGCAAACUUCCUUGUGGAUGAUUAUGACACAGCAGUUGUGGCGGACUUCGGACUGUCAAAGCUUUUGAAGGAGAGUGCCACCACCACUUUGUUGCGCGGCCAGGUUGCGGGCACCCCUUGUUAUAUGCCACCUGAGGCAUGGGGUGCAGGCGAUGGGCGACUGCAUCAGACGUCUGAUGUUUGGAGCUUUGCGUGCUCAGUCAUCGACAUGUUCACUGGAAACCCACCAUUCGACAGUGCCCGGUCGAUUUUAGAAAUUCAGAAGCGCGUGGCGCUGGAUAAAGAAAAGCCUCCGGUUCCUUCCGGGUUGCCCGCGGAGGUGACAGAGGCUCUCAAGAAAUGCUUUGCCUUUGAUGCUGUGCAACGGCCAAGUUUCGAUCAGUUGCUGCCCAUCUUUGAGCGGAACCAGAUGGCACAAGGUCGAGUAAACCUGCCAGUAAACGAUAGGCAAGAUUCGCCGGCUGCGUCUCCAAGGGAGGUCCCAAGCCCACCACCAUCGGAACCUUCCCCUCAAGGAAGUUCGGAUCCUUCUGCUCCUCCGCAAAGGUCCAGCGGCCUUGUCCGCGAGCAUGCGAGGAGAAAGUUCAGCAGGACGUCACGUGCAAGGUCACCUGUCGAUGUCGAAUUCAUGGCAGAUAUGCAGAGGAGAUUGCCUCUGCUGCUGCUCGUUGUGGUCGUCUUCCUCUUUGUCGUCUUCCUCCACGUGUGCUUGUCGUGUCGGCCGUGGAAGCAACCUCGAAAGCGCACGGCGUCGACGAAAGGCACUGUGCUUCAAGAGGAACGUCCCAUGGCGGGCAUGAAGGCAUGCGCUGUUCUGCCUGCAGCUGAGGGCGGAAGAAGACCUGCGACGACGGAGCCUUCACGGCGGUACGACCCGUCCAUGUACAACCAUCUGCUGUCGUGGGAGACGCCGCUGCCUCCCUCGAACGAGGAGCCGGAGGGGGAUGAACUUCCAACGUUUCCUCUCGCCAGGGGGUCGACGCAGCUGUUGUCGCAGACGGUGCUCGUAGGCGGGUCGGCAAGCAACGAACGCGGCGAGUACACAUCACUCCUGCAGCAAGGCUUGGGAGACGGCGACGACGGGGGAGUUGAUCUCCGGUUCGGCUUGAGUUCUGGCGGUGCCAUGGAGGCGAGCCGCACGGUCAUCACCGCCGCCCAUGCUUCCGCACGUGGCCUGCAGCAGCCUCGAAGGGAGCAGACGGAACCUUCCACAGUACGUGGCGGCGCGUCCGUCGCUGGCGGCGUCGCUGGCGGUGUCGGGUCUUCGCCAGCAGCCCGGCAGCAUGUAUCGAGUGCGCCGUCUGGGGAACGAUUGACGGAUAACUGGGACGUGCGCACUGCUGCCGCAGCACCGUCCCUGCGCACCAGCGGUGCACGCUCGUCAAUGCUGAACCGAACAACGCCCGCGCCACCCAAAGGGAGGGACGAGGGCGCCUGCAGACCACCGGCGGGUUCAGGAGCCAGUGUGGAGAACAUCACUCGAGGCGUGUCAAACAUGCAGGCACUCGAGACGAUUUGUUUUCUGUUCUCAUCGAAGUCGAUCCCCACAUCGAGGAGGAUGUUGUGGAGAGUGCAGACGGCGACGAAUUGCUGUGGCAAUGUUUCCAGGUUUCUUCCAAAAUCUUGGGUGCGUAUCAAGAAGACUGUUUCCAGCCCGAAGUAUGGUUGGCCCUCAAGCGACAAGAUUGCGCCAAUGCACGAAUGCCUUGGAAUUUUGAGGAAGGUGGACACAGAGGAUGUUGUCCUAGUACGGUAUUGCUUCUCAGACGAGCCGAUGAUAUUCAGGAUGGAGGAGUUGGAAGUGACGCCGGCUUUUCGCGAAGGCGACACGGUCCGAGUGAAAGGCUCUGUUCAGCGGCCUCGGUUUGGAUGGGGUGAUGUCACACGAAAUGUGAUCGGCACUGUCGCCGCCAUCGACACUGAGAAAGCGACAAUCAAGGUUGAUUUUCCAGGCUACUCGUCCGGGUGGGUUGCGGAUCCGUCGCAGAUGGAGCGGCUCUCAAGACCCUUCCGUAAGGGCGACUGGGCAAAGCUCAAGCCAUCGGUGCUGAGAUCCAGGAGGGGUGAUAGUGGUUUGCAGGAUAUAAAUGAAUCCAGCUUGGCGAUUGUGAAAGAUGUAUUGGACGGUGGAAAAGUCAAGCUGGACUUCUGCUUCAAGAAUACGUAUAUGGUCAUGGACCAGUGUAAUGCUGAGUUGUUGGACACCCCUCCGUUCGUUCUGAACGAUCAGGUAUCGGUGAAGCGGUCGGUGACAUCGCCUCGGUACGAGUGGGGCGGAGAAGACUAUGAGAGCGUUGGGCCAGUUGCGGAGAUCCGUGCUGACGGUCUUAUCAAGGUGCAGUUCUAUGACAGAGGUUUGCUGUGGGCUGCUGACCCUGCAGAGCUCUUUGUGGUUCACCCAGCACGGGCUUUCCGGAAGGGCGACUGGACGCAGGUGAAGAGGUCGGUGUCAGAGCCGAAGUACAAGUGGGGUGAUGUUAAGCCGGAGAGUUUCGGAGUCGUUGCGGAUAUUGACGAAGACGGAGAUCUAAGGGUAGACUUUUGUUUCAGACCGAAGCUGUGGGUUGCCGUGCCUAGUGACAUGGUUCUCUAUAAUCCGCCGCCGUUCAAACUGGGGGAUAUGGUGAGGGUGAAGCCGUCUGUGCAAGCGCCAAGAUGCAAUUGGGCAGGGGAGACGCACAAGAGUGUCGGAUUGAUUGCGGACAUUCGCCAGGAUGGCCUGUUAGAGAUACGAUUCUCCAGCCGGCCCAGUCUGUGGAAAGCCGAUCCGGCGGACAUGAUCCUGGCAAGAGGGCAGACACAAACUCAGGGUGCGCGAGAUUCCGACAGCGAUGCAUCUGUUGCAGCUGAACUUCUGAUGCAGUUGCUGGGGAAGGACAGGAUAGCGGACAUGUUCAAAGGCCUCCGCGUUAAAGGGAAUGAGUGAUGUGGCCAUCUAUCGAUCUAUCGUGGGAGUGGGAGUGUGUGGAAGCCCGAUCCUGCCAACAUGA